Clonostachys rhizophaga is the source of this 2814-nucleotide messenger RNA. The record is from the annotation of a GenBank genome assembly. NCBI's taxonomy places the organism in Eukaryota, Fungi, Ascomycota, Sordariomycetes, Hypocreales, Bionectriaceae.
AUGCCAUUGAAGAUUUCUGCUGUACCCAUGACCACAGCUCACAACGUCGAGGAGUCAACGCUGAGAGCGCCGGUAGGAGUUCCACUGACUGAAUGGAUAGAAUUGAGGGAGUCUCGUUUUCGAGCCCGCAUGGGCAAACGGCAGGGUAACCAGACGGGGGCAUCCAGUACCGAUCGUCAAAAAUAUCCCCCAUCCGUCUCUCGGACAUCGUUUUCACGAAGCAUAGACUCUAGAUCUGCAGACUCGACCACCAUGCGCCAAGACGCCCGCGAGAUCUUUGACGAAUAUGGAAUCACUCGUCCAGAAGGCUGGCUCUCUGAGGCAAACUCAGGAGGAGAUGAUGAGAAUCGUGUCUAUCAUCCAAACAACACCACUUAUUCAUAUCAUGUGUGCCACUCUUGCCGGCUACCCAUUGGCACUGGAAAGGAAUGCCCGACUUGUGGACAUGACUCUUGUAUCAAGUGCACAAGCGAGAUGCCCUUGGAUUAUCCUCCUCUGCCCGAUCCCUUGGCCCACUCUCCUGCGACAACCCCUCAGGAUCCUCUGCGAACACCAAUUCGUACUCCUCGGAACCGCUCCCCGUCCCCCCAAUCUAUCGAAAAACCUGGCCCCCAAGCCUUGCGGAAAUCGAGCACUCGGUCCAGAGACAGAGGCUCAACACCAAGGCCAGAGAGGGCAAAUAAGAUUCAUGACGAUCUUGCGGCUGGCAUCAAGACUGACGAUAGGAACAUGACACGGAAGAAGACCGUAGUGAAGGUUGGGAGUUCAGUCAAAAACAACCCUUUCGUCCAGGCAGACCGGAGCGCAAAAGCAUUCGUUUCAAAUCCCCAGGCGUCGAACGAACAGGCACACGCAACCCAGCCCUACCGAUUGUCUGACUGUGUGCCUCGUGGAAUAGACCGAUCAGCUAGUCAAUCAUCAGUGCAUAGAACAAGCACCAUGUUGGACUCCCCAACUGCUGGGCCUAUAUAUGAUGAAACAUACCACGGCACGGAUUAUACCGGCAUUGGGAAAGUAGCUCUUCAAACAAAAGUGGCCGAAGAUGCAGUUGUAACAGAGGCCUUCAAGCAACGAAGCACUUUAGAAAACCACGAACCAACUAUUUCCGAUCCGCUGCAGCGAAAAAUAGAGCAACUCUACCAACAUGCCGAGGACCUCAAUAGGUCACAGCACAUCAUGGACCAUUUGGCUGCAGGGACACGCAAACUUGACAGACAUGUAGUGCCACGGAGAGGGACUGGAAGACUCAUCAGCCAGCCUACUCCAAGCGAUAUGCGGUUACAUUCUAUGGAAAAGGAUCAGCAGGGGGAUGUCUCUCAUUCUGGAUCUGGGCAUGAUAUACAUGAGGACAGUACGACAACUAUUGCCGGGAAUACGGAUAUUCAUCGAGUACACUCUUUACCAGCGGACCGCGUUGAGCGAACAGAGAGUCUUUUCCCUAGUCACAAUCUGGCAGAUGACUCAGUUUUUCACCCCCAAAGCAACCCGGAUUUUGUCCACAGUGCUCAGCAGGAGCUUGCACCCAUGAAAGAAUCAAAAUCAGAGGAACAUACUCGCAUACUGGGACUGAGUAGACCUUCUCACACGAUUAUGGGAGAAAUGUCUUCACAGAAGUCUAAGCCUGACGGAAUAUCGGACUUUUCUGGAGCCAUAUCCAGAAGCCAUUACGCGAAAAGUACUCCGAAUCUUCCUAAGACGACAGACGAGAAGUCUUCAACAUACCAGGUUUCUAGCAGUUCAUUGCUCGAAGUAACGGAACAAAGCCGAGCUGAAUCUGACCUAAGAAUGGACGCACCUCAGAGAUUCAUUGCCCACAAGAAGUACGAGAGACAGGAACCAUACACCCCCUAUCCGCACCUGCCGGAAGAGGCUUAUAUGGAUUCCUGGCCCAAGCUGAAGAAGGUGGGAAGGCCGGCGAUGGAGAAAACGCAGCACGAUGCUGAUCCAACCGCCCCUUGGGCAAAGAAUCCACUACGGAGAGUGACCGAAGAUCCUGAAAUACAUGCCUUACACCAUGACCCGGGAAAUGCCAGCUUGGUGAAAGUGAGGCAGCAUUUGAGAAGGGUCGAGAGACUCCGUAAUGACGAGUCUCCUAAGCCACAAACCACGCCUCCCUUGGAAUGGGGUCGUAGCCUGAGCCGGCUGACGAGAACUCCGCAGACGCAAGGUGAGAAGGAAUACGACUGUGGGUUCUGCAACCCAAGUCAAGAGGCAUCGUUGAACAAUGACGAGCCUACCGUUUCUCUGGGCGUCGAGGAGGUGGACGCCGGGCGGCAGAGUCAAGUCGCACUGCCCGGACCAAGUACUCGUGACUUCCGCCAACCUCGAGAAGAAUGGCUGGAGCAAACACCAUCCCGGCUCAAAUUACGGGAUUUGGAAAACUCACUUGCCAGACACAGUGCUGAGGAACUUCUGAAGAAUCAAGCUGAACGUCGAAGUGCCGAGAGGACUACUCGGACCCCCCAGAGAACGGUGAAGGAAGUGCUAGGAAAGGAGGCCGAGCGGCCCAAGAUACGAAAUCCCAAACCAUUUCUGCCUCCAGACCACGCUUGCGAAUGGAGGACACGCUGUAUGGACUUGAACUCAGAGGUGGAACAACUUAAAUCUGAGAUGAAUUCACAUGAGGAUACGAGUCAGGCUACGGGAAGCUUACGGGUUGGUCGAAUUGAUGUUGGAGUGGGAGACGCUUUGGCGCGUCAUGAGUGCGACGAUUUUGGGAUAGAGGGGUUGACAAUUGUGUUGCACAUGAGAGGAAAAGAUGACCUGGUGAUAAACACAGACCUGGAGAAGGAUUCCUCUGGCUAUAGACGGUAA